CUCAUUGGCGGGAAACACACUAUGCCACGUCGGACAAAAAUCUCGACAGUUAUAUACACCGAUGCCCAGGCCUACCAGCACCGCAAUCAAAGCACCUCUUAACAAAUGGCAACGAAAUCUCACCGUUCGAUCAACGCACCAGUCCAUCCCUCACCGUCGAUCUGGGCUCCGGCUAUACUCCUCUCUCUCCUGAUUCUAACCACCACCCGGUGCGCGGAAGCCCAAAGCUCACCGCCCUCCACCGCCUCACAGAUCAAAUCCAAGCCGUUCAAUCCCUCCUCCGCCUUCAUCAUCACCGUUCUUGUCAUCGGCAUCUUCUUCGCCGGCUUCCUCUCCGUCUACCUCCGCGGAUGCGCCCGCCCGGCCGCUGCUGGCACCUCCGGCGGUGAUUCCCCGCCGUCGGCUUUCGUAGGCAUCAAGCGCGGGCUCGAUCCGACCAUUCUAGCUUCGUUCCCGUCGAUGCCCUACGCCGAGGUCCGGGAACUGAAGCUCGGCCUCGGUGCUCUCGAAUGCGCCGUUUGCCUCCUCGAGUUUGAAGACGAUGAAACCCUAAAACUCCUCCCCAGAUGCUGCCACGUGUAUCAUUCCGACUGCAUCGACGCCUGGCUUGCGGCCCACGUCACCUGCCCGGUUUGCCGAUUCAACCUCGCCGCCGCUCCGACCGAGGAUCACGUCGCCAUCGACGUCAGCGAUGAGAGAGAGGCCGAGGUUGCGGAGCUGGCAAGGAUCGGAAGUAGGAAAAGGGAGCUGAGAUCGAGAUCCAUUCGGGGGCCCCGAUUCGGGAGGUCGAGAUCGGCGGGGAACUUGGCGGCAGUGAGGGUGGAUAGGUUUACACUGAGGUUGCCGGAGCCGGUGAUGGAGGAGGUCAUUGAUGCGGCGACGUCGUCCGGCCAGCACCGGCGAGCGGUGAGCUGCGCGGUUGGAAGAAGCGGGCGUUGGAUCUCGAGGGCGCUCUCAGUGAAACAACCCAAAAUUGAACCCUAUUCGGCCGAAUUCGACCCGGUUUAAAUCGGUUCAGUUUUAAACCGGUUCGGUUUUUUUCCAACAAAAUGCUAAAAUUAGUGCGUGCAUCGGUUUAUGUAUAUAUUUUCCCAUAUAUCCUUCGAAUAUUCUAAUUUCUAAUUAUUAAAAAAUACUCUUUUUUUUAUCUCGAAACCUCA
Molecule: messenger RNA, 1160 nt
Organism: Dioscorea cayenensis subsp. rotundata (Guinea yam)
Lineage: Eukaryota; Viridiplantae; Streptophyta; Magnoliopsida; Dioscoreales; Dioscoreaceae
Product: E3 ubiquitin-protein ligase ATL6-like
Exons: 1
Coding region: 106-1008 (300 amino acids)
Source: RefSeq, a predicted model, not a curated record